GGGACCCUCCUUCCCUUCUUUCCCUUUGGCAGGCAAGGGCCCAGGCGCCUUCUGUGCCUCCUCCUAGCCCAACACGCAGGUUCCAAGCUCUACUAACGGCCUCUCGGGGUGUCUGGUGGGACUUAAAAUCCUCCUUCAAUGAAAUCCUAGCCUUUCAGUCCGCUCCGACCCCGCAGCCCAUGGCCGAGCCCCAGAGUAGGGCGUGAAGCCUCUGGGGAGGCCAGGGUCGCUGCUCCCCACCUCCUCCAACGCGGUGCAAUCGGUCCCCAGGACUCUACGGGAAGGGAACUGGUGGCCCCUGGAGCCACCCUGCCUUACAGGCCCUCCUCCCCAAAGACAUACUCCAGAAAUCUCUAGCCCUCCUGCAGCUGAGAGGAGCCCAGGAUCUCAGACCUAAACCAGGUGAGGCUUCCUUUAUUUUAAGCCCAGAAGGUCUGAGUUCGGCUCACCUUGCCCACUCAUUUGCCACCAGUCUUUUGGGAAGAAUCUGGAGUUAGCUGUGACUCGUCCUAGUGAAGGACUGACCCUGAAAUUGCUACCACCCUACCCCAGACAUUCUUUCCCACCCCAACUCAGAAAGCAAGCGGAAGAGGCUUAUGCUCCCUUCCACAAUCAUUUUAGGGUUUUUAGCCACACCUGUGGCCAGCCUAGCCUCCUUUUUCUUUCUUGUUCCAAAGAAUCCCUGCCUUCCUAAUACGCCAGCACCUGCCCAGACUCAGGAAUGGACACUUUCCUUCCACACCCAGGCUGGAGGCCUCGGGCAUUUCUGCCCGGGUGCUCUGGAGACAUGUUCAGAGUCAUCUUGUCGCAGAGGAUGAAGGGGCUCUCCUGGCUGCUGCCCCCAAGGCCUAUCUAACUUCCUUCCCUUGCAGUGAAUGACAGCUCAGCAACUUUUCCAGGACAAAAUUAAGCGCUCUGCCUUUCACUUAUGAAAGUCCCUUAAAGUGAAAUAACUUCUGCUUUGCUUUUCCCUCUUGUAGGCCGAUUGAGCUCUCCUACAAUAAAAAAAAGAGUUGAAAUGCAUUGAGAUUCCUGAUCCAAGAGUCGUGUGUAACUGCUCGAAUUUCCACACCCUCACUUCCUUAGGCUUGAGCUUGCUGAAAUUGUGGUCGGGCUCCUUGCCAAUCUCAAGAACCUAAAACCAGAGUGACACCCGGCAUCAGUGCUAACUGAACUUUGUUCUUUUCUCAUCAGUGAAAAAUACCCCUGAACAAUGGGUGAGACAUUCUCCCAGCUGGGCUCUCGGGAGGAUGAGAACAAGUCGAUCCUGUCCCCCGAGCCAGCCUUUGGCAGCAAGGCUGCCAGCUACUCCAGCACCACCAGCAGCAAGCCUUUUUGUUCCUGUGUGCCUUGUGAAAGGGCUGCUGGUGUCAGCUUUGUGACUUGUCCCACCUGCCAGGGCAGUGGGGAGAUCCCUCGAGAACUAGAGAAGCAGCUGGUGGCCCUCAUCCCCUAUGGGGACCAGAGGCUGAAGCCCAGGCACACGAAGCUCUUCGUGUUCCUGGCAGUGUUCAUCUGCCUGGUGACCUCCUCCCUCAUCGUCUUUUUCCUGUUUCCCCGGACUAUCGCCGUGCAGCCUGUAGGCCUCAACUCCUCCACGGUGACUGUUGACGAGGCCGAUAUCCACCUCAAUAUAACGAAUAUCCUGAGCAUCUCCAAUAACAACUACUACCCCAUCUCUGUGACCCAGCUGACCAUUGAGGUUCUGCACCUGUCCCUCGUGGUGGGGCAGGUCUCCAACCGCCUUCUCCUCCGCAUCGGCCCUUUGGCCAGUGAGCAGAUGUUGUAUACGGUGGCCAACAGGAUAUGGGACGAGAACACAUACAAGAUCUGUACCUGGCUGAAAAUCAAAGUCCACCACGUGCUUCUGCACAUCCAGGGCACCCUGACCUGUUCCUACCUGAGCCGUUCAGAGCAGCUGGUCUUCCAGAGCUACGAAUACGUGGACUGCCGGGGAAACACAUCCAAGCCCCACUUGCUGGUCCCUCGCCCGCCGUGACCUGUCUGCUGUCGUCGAGCUCCGGCCACCUGCCGGCCUGGAACGGAAGCCUGGUUCUUCUCGAGGCCAGCACCAGAUAUUCCCCUUGGUCCUGAGGAAAGUCUGACCUGACAUUUCCUCAGAGCUGCCUCAGAGGCACGGAGCGGCCCCCACACUUCCGGUGCUGAGCACCUUGGUUGCCCAGCUCGUCCAGGGAAGACCUUCCUUCUGCCUGAAUGUGGAGAAAGCUUUCAUUUUGUCUGGCUUUUAAUACACGGAUCCUUUCCAAGUUC
Eubalaena glacialis (North Atlantic right whale) is the source of this 2271-nucleotide messenger RNA. RefSeq names its product transmembrane protein 106A-like. Lineage: Eukaryota; Metazoa; Chordata; Mammalia; Artiodactyla; Balaenidae. The transcript is spliced from 8 exons. The record is from RefSeq and is a predicted model, not a curated record. The coding region runs from base 1214 to 1999 and encodes 261 amino acids.